Sphenostylis stenocarpa is the source of this 936-nucleotide messenger RNA. Lineage: Eukaryota; Viridiplantae; Streptophyta; Magnoliopsida; Fabales; Fabaceae. The record is from the annotation of a GenBank genome assembly.
AUGGCUCUGCUGAACCCAUAUUCCCUUCUCCUCUUCCUCCUCCUCUUAGCAUCCUGUGUUCCAAACAUUUCCAAAGCCACUUCUCGUGCGCCGAACCGCAUGUUAGCCUUGGUUCAGAACCAACCACUUGUCUUGAAGUACCAUAAAGGUACCCUCCUGAAGGGUAACAUCACCCUUCAUCUAAUAUGGUACGGUACAUUCACCUCCACACAGCGCUCCAUAGUCAUCGACUUCGUCCAAUCGUUAAGCUCCAAGUCAUCCUCUCAUACCCCUUCAGUGUCUUCAUGGUGGCGAACCACCGAGAGCUACAGGGGAGGCCCCUGCACCCUCGUCGUAGGAAACCAAACCCUUGACCACGCCUACUCCCUCGGGAAGUCGCUCAAAACAAACAACCUCCUCGCCUUGGCGUCGAAAGUAAACUCCGGGGAUCACGUGGUGCACCUGAUCAUGACAUCCGCUGACGUGGCGGUGGAGGACUUUUGCAUGAACCGGUGCGGGACCCACGGGUGGGGGAAGAGGAAAAACGGCGAGAGGGUGGCCUACGCGUGGGUAGGGAACGCAGUCGCGCAGUGUCCGGGGCAGUGCGCGUGGCCCUUCCACCAACCCAUUUACGGCCCUCAAACGGCGCCGUUAGUGGCGCCUAACGGCGACGUUGGCGUCGACGGCAUGGUGAUAAAUUUGGCGACGGUUCUCGCGGGGCUGGUGACGAACCCGUUCGAGGACGGGUACUAUCAGGGGCCGGCCAGCGCGCCGCUGGAGGCUGUAUCGGCUUGCGCCGGUAUCUUCGGGAAGGGGGCGUAUCCGGGUUACGCCGGGAACGUUCUGGUUGAGAAGGCGAGUGGGGCGAGCUACAACGCCGUGGGGGUGCGCGGGCGGAAGUUUUUGCUUCCGGCGAUGUGGGACCCGCUCAGCUCCAGCUGCAAGACGCUGGUGUGA